AUGAAGAUCUUGGAGGCUCAGUCUGCCACAUUGACCAAUGUCGAGGUCUAUCAGUUCCUGCAGAAGCAGGCCAAAGAAUAUCAGGAGCAGAAGCGCAGGGGUCCAGGCAACCUAGAGACACUGCGCAGAGAGCUUCUUCAAUAUUUUGAGACUCAUCCUGGUCCAUUGAGUCAGAAGCCACCUGCCUAUGAUGAGACGUCCAUCUCAAGACUGCUCGAAAGGCUUAGACCCUAUGAGAUCACUAAGGGUGAGAUGAUCAUGAUUCUAAAUAUGCGCCCUACCAACCCCGUGGCAUUAAAUACUGUCAUUGAGGAUAUGGAGGUUCGCUUUGGGCCCGAGCAGCAGGAAGACAUUUCUGCUGGCAUCGCAGAGGUGCUUGGACAGUUUCCAGAGCAGGAGGAAGCGGACGAGGAUCAAGGAGAUGUAAUGGAGACAACUGAGGACCGAUGA
Pestalotiopsis fici W106-1 is the source of this 450-nucleotide messenger RNA. RefSeq lists its product as uncharacterized. Gene Ontology annotation, cellular component: RNA polymerase III complex. NCBI's taxonomy places the organism in Eukaryota, Fungi, Ascomycota, Sordariomycetes, Amphisphaeriales, Sporocadaceae. Gene Ontology annotation, molecular function: nucleotide binding. Bases 1 to 450 code for a protein of 149 amino acids. Gene Ontology annotation, biological process: transcription initiation at RNA polymerase III promoter. The record is from RefSeq and is a predicted model, not a curated record. The transcript has 2 exons.